AAGAAACUCACACCUCAAAACCCUACACCGAGAUCGCUUGUGCUAACCCUCACUGGUCUGAACCCUUCCCGCCGUUUCACAUCAAAUCUCUGCAACCUCUCAGACUCUCUCUGCCGUCAAGCCGCCCCGAUUUCUCCCAUCCAUUGAUCUCCUGCAGCAGAUUCAUCAACGUCACGCCUCGGAAUCGCCCAUCUUUCUCACUGGAUCGUCCCUCGCCUGCUAUCGCUUUCAAGACUCUAGUGUUAUCGAGUGUUUACUUCAUUUCAACUUCAAGAGGAGUCUAAGAGAUGGCAAUUGCUUCACAAACCCUUGAUAUAUUGGGUGAGCGACAAUCUGGUCAGGAUGUUCGCACCCAAAAUGUUGUAGCAUGUCAAGCAGUUGCCAACAUUGUGAAAUCCUCGCUUGGACCUGUUGGCCUCGAUAAGAUGCUUGUGGAUGACAUUGGUGAUGUUACAAUCACUAAUGAUGGUGCAACUAUUCUCAAGAUGUUAGAAGUAGAGCAUCCUGCUGCGAAGGUGCUAGUGGAGUUGGCCGAACUUCAGGAUCGAGAAGUUGGUGAUGGCACAACUUCAGUGGUCAUAGUAGCAGCUGAGUUGCUCAAGAGAGCUAAUGAUUUGGUGAGAAACAAAAUUCAUCCAACUUCUAUAAUUAGUGGGUACAGACUUGCCAUGAGGGAAGCAUGCAAGUAUGUCGAUGAAAAGUUGGCUGUAAAGGUUGAAAAGUUGGGAAAAGACUCACUUAUAAACUGUGCUAAAACAAGCAUGUCUUCCAAGUUGAUUACGGGUGAUAGUGACUUCUUUGCAAACAUGGUUGUAGAUGCUGUGCAAGCAGUGAAGAUGACCAACGCAAGGGGAGAAGUUAAAUACCCCAUUAAGGGAAUCAACAUUUUGAAAGCUCAUGGAAAGAGUGCAAAAGAUAGCUACCUGUUGAAUGGUUAUGCUCUAAAUAGUGGUCGAGCAGCUCAAGGAAUGCCAAUUAGAGUUGCACCUGCAAGGAUUGCUUGCCUUGACUUCAAUCUCCAAAAGACAAAAAUGCAGCUUGGCGUACAAGUUCUUGUCUCAGACCCUAGGGAACUUGAGAAAAUUCGUCAGAGGGAGUCUGAUAUGAUGAAAGAACGCAUUGAAAAGCUUCUGAAAGCUGGGGCAAAUGUUAUUCUCACCACGAAAGGGAUUGAUGACAUGGCACUGAAGUAUUUUGUGGAGGCGGGUGCUAUGGCUGUUAGGCGAGUAAAAAAGGAGGACAUGCGCCAUGUUGCCAAGGCUACUGGAGCAACCAUGGUUUCAACAUUUGCUGACAUGGAGGGGGAGGAAACGUUUGAGCCAUCACUUCUUGGAUAUGCUGAUGAGGUUGUAGAGGAAAGAAUUUCUGAUGAUGAUGUCGUUUUGAUAAAGGGUGCUAAAACUACUAGUGCGGUCUCCUUGAUCCUUAGAGGCGCGAAUGACUAUAUGCUCGACGAGAUGGAGAGAGCUUUGCAUGAUGCAUUAUCUAUUGUCAAAAGGACCCUUGAGUCCAAUACGGUGGUAGCUGGUGGUGGUGCAGUUGAAUCUGCAUUGUCUGUGUAUUUGGAAUAUCUUGCAACAACUCUAGGCUCCCGCGAGCAGUUGGCGAUUGCUGAGUUUGCAGAAUCUUUAUUAAUUAUUCCAAAGGUACUUGCUGUUAAUGCUGCUAAGGACGCUACUGAGUUAGUUGCCAAACUACGGGCUUACCACCACACAGCACAAACCAAGGCAGACAAGAAGCAUCUAUCUAGCAUGGGACUAGAUCUAUCCAACGGAACCAUACGCAAUAACUUGGAAGCUGGUGUCAUUGAACCAGCCAUGAGCAAAGUCAAGAUAAUUCAGUUUGCAACUGAAGCAGCGAUUACUAUUCUUCGUAUUGACGACAUGAUCAAGCUUUACAAGGAUGAAACUCAAAAUGAGGAAUAGGGUGUUUUGUCAUGAUUCUGGAUGGAUGAUUACUGGCAUUGAUAUUUUGAAUAGGUAGCCAUCCUGCUGAGACUUGAGUUUAUUGUUAUGAAGUAGAUUUGUAUUCAGGGCAUUUUCUAUCAACUGUGUUCUUUAUAUCGACAAUUCUGAGAGCUAUAGAUCCCCGGCACCUUUUGUUGCCAGUGGGUCUUUUUGGAGAAAUUUUGGUCACCCUAUUUAGAAAUGUGUUUUCCUGUAAUUUUUAACACUGAUUUUGGAUUUAGUGGUGUGUUAAUAUGUUCGAGUGGUCUGUUAUGGAAAUCCUUUAGAAUAGGAGCUUUGAUUCAGUGUCAUUUUAGUAAUUAAA
Cucurbita maxima (winter squash) is the source of this 2271-nucleotide messenger RNA. RefSeq names its product T-complex protein 1 subunit alpha. NCBI's taxonomy places the organism in Eukaryota, Viridiplantae, Streptophyta, Magnoliopsida, Cucurbitales, Cucurbitaceae. Gene Ontology annotation, cellular component: chaperonin-containing T-complex. Gene Ontology annotation, biological process: protein folding. The coding region runs from base 288 to 1925 and encodes 545 amino acids. Gene Ontology annotation, molecular function: ATP hydrolysis activity; ATP-dependent protein folding chaperone; ATP binding. The record is from RefSeq and is a predicted model, not a curated record. The transcript has 18 exons.